CCUCCGCCUCCGCCUCCGUCAGGGAAAGCGGGCGAGAAGACGCGCAGCAGAGCCAGCGCCGUGUGCCUCUCAGCAGGAAGGUUUUCCCAGCGGCUCAGCGCGGGUAUCUGGGACUGCUGGAAAUAUCACCGAGGCCUCUUUUCACCUGGAGCCCGACCUGUAACCAGCGCGGACACAUUUGCGGGACCUGUUGGGCUCUCCUGUAACCAUGGGGGACGUGGUUUCCUCUCACCUGGACGAGAGCAGGCGGGAGAUGAUUACAGCUCGGACCGGAGGCGUGAUGAAGGAGUUCAGUGAUGUGUACCAGCAGCAGUAUGCAGUCGCUCUCUUCAACAGCGUCCGCUUCGAGAUAGAAGGAGGAGGAGGGACGCAGUCACAGCUGCUCCACAGAAAGGACCCUCUGGCGGGCCGGUCCAUCUUCUCAGGGAGUCUGUUUCAGUACCUGGAGGAGAAUCGGAAGUGGAGGAACCGCUUCGUAUCCGUGCCAAACAGCUACACCAUCAGCCUCUAUGAGAGCAAAACAGCACAUGAACGGAGACUGCACCCAAAAGUAACCAUCAACUGUGCCGGGUACAAGGCCCUGACCUCAAUGGAGGAGUACAUAGAGCUGAUUAAUACCAGCCUGCCAGAUAUCAAGGCCAAAGUGGGCAGUAAUCCGUUUGUCAAGUGCGCGACCCAGUUCCCUCUCAUCCUGUGGCAUCCGUACGCCCGUCACCACUACUUCUGUGUGAUGACGGAAAAGGAGCAGAAGAAGUGGCACGCUGUGCUGCAGGACUGUGUCCGACACAGUAACAAUGGUCUGUCCGAGGACUGCACUGUUCAGACACCAGCCUUCACUGACGCCGUGAGACGUCACAGACAAGCCAAGGGACACUACGGGACCUGGGAUAUGAUGUGCGGAGCCCCGCCACAGAUUCUAGCUAAUCUGGUGAUGGAGACCCUCCACCCCGAGCUAAGAAACGUGAUUGGUCCUCGUCUGAAGGGGAAAAUGCAGCAGAGGCAGAGGAACUGGAUGUUGAUCUCUGAUGCCGUGUACAGGCAGGUGUUGUCUCAAACCACCGCCCAGUAUGAAGCGCUGGUGGAAGCCUGUGAGGCCCAGAGAGUUCCACUGGACGCCAGACUGCGAACCGACAUGGACCAGAUCAUCACAUCCAAAGAACAUGUCAGCAGCAAGAUACGAGCUCUGGUGCUGCCCAAGGCGGAACAGCUUCUACGGACCAGCAUCCAGCCCUACAUUAGCUCCAUCCUUGAGGCCCUGAUGGAGCCCACCAGCAGAGGUUUCUCGGAGGUCAGGGACGUUUUCUUCAGAGAGCUGGUGGAGAUCAGCAAGAACUCACUCAAUGGGGGGAGCAAGGAAAAACUGGGAGACCAAUUGGAGAGACUGUCCAUGCUCGCCUUCCACCCCGUGAAAAUGCAGAGCUGCUACGAGAAGGUGGAGCAGCUCAACCUGGAGGGGCUGCAGCAGAGGUUUGACGUCUCCAGUCCCUCCGUGUUUGUCGGCAGAGCUCAGAUCCUCAUGAGGGAGCAAAUGGACAACGCUGUGUACACAUUUGAGCAGCUGCUCCACCAGUCUUUGGAGGCCCAGGGAGGAGAUGACAUGUGCAAGACCAUCCAGCGAUGCCAGGACCGGGUUCUCAAGAAAUAUGAUUACGACAGCAGCACAGUACGCAAGAGGUUCUUCAGAGAGGCUCUGCUGCAGAUCAUCAUCCCAUACAUGCUCCAGCAGCUCUCACCGUCCUGCUCACCUGAGCUGCCGCGCUUCACGGAGCUAAUCUUUGAGGACUUCUCCCGUUUCCUGCUAGUGGAGAAUAUGUUCGAGGAGGUGGUGCUGCAGUCUGUCACCAAGGAUAUAAUGAUGGCUGUGAAGGAGGCAGCCGUCCAGAGGAGGCACAAUCUCUACAGGGACAGCAUCAUUCUGACAAACAGUGACCCCAACCUGCACCUGCUUGGAGAAACCCCCCCGGUGGACUGGGCCACCAAAUUUGGGGGCGAUGAGUCAGACGGCUCUGUCGGCGGUGGUACUGAAGGUGGGGGUUCCGGGAGAAGACGCAGGCAAGUGGUGUCCAUGAUCCAGCUGGACGGCAUGCCUCUGGCCUACGAGUCCUGUCUGGAGGUUCCAGGGGUGGAGCUUAUCCCUGAGGAGGACGCUGAGCUGUCUGAGGGAAAAAUGGAGGAUGAAGAGAUCCUGGGCACUCCUGAGGGUCCCAAGUCUCCUGAUAGCGUGGAUGAAAUCAGGGACCUAAUUAAAACGACCGUGGAGGUGGUGCUGCCAGUGUCAGAGGAGAAGCAGGGCGACGUCACCAACGGAACGGAGCCGAACAACGCCGCCAUCACCAUAGAGGAUGGGGAGCAGGAGGAGGUGACACAUGUCACCACCACGGUGGUGGACGUCCCCAGGAAAUCUCCACAACACAAGACAUCCCCGCACAGAAUCCUCCAGGAGCUGGUGGGAAGCAAGAAGCAGGAAGCUGAUAAGGAGCGUCAGGAGGUAACAGUCAUCGAGGAAAUAGAGAUAGCGGCACUGGAAGAUGUCACCGGACGAACUGCUGAGGUCUCUGCAGCGGAAUCAGAUUCUGAGUUGCCACGACCGCCGACAGUGGCAACAGACUCCAGCUCACGUACUGACAGCGGCUUCCAGUCACCAACCAAUGAGGAGUUGGAUGAAGGUGUGCCUCAGCCAAUCACAAACGGUCUGAAUGGAGAGAACAAGAUCACCGACCCAGUAGAACCCGAAGUUAUUUUAGCAUAGGACGACAAUGUUCUGCACAUAACUAUGAAACUGGGGAAAACCGCAGAGAGAAAACAUCAGUGUGCAUCACAUGUAAUGGGAGAGAAGUGGAAUGAAUCUGGUUUGUAUAUAAAGGUUCAAUUCAAAGCGUUGCCGUUGAUAUUGCACACUGCCGAAACCAUCUCUCCCAUCCUCCCCUAGACUUUUUUUGAGACAAUUCUUUGGUGAUGGUUCGUCUCUAUACGGCUUUGUGAAUAUCAAUGCAAGUUUUUUUCAUAUUCUGUAUAUGACACUGAAUUCCACAUAUCUGACUUAUAUAAUAAUGCUCCUUUACCUAUAUAUCAACACGCUGAGGGUCCAUCAUAAUAAGGGAUCUUAAAGUGAUAACCCACUUUUUUAAACGUACAGAAUAAGGGAGAAACACUAAGAAAACAACUACAUCUACGUUAUGAAUAUUUUCAAAGUAUGUUAAGGGUUUGUUUACAUCAGUAAUGUUUGUAAACACAGCAGGAAAUCAGGCCUAUAUUAUUUACAAUAUAUCUCAAAUUUGUAUGGUCAAGUAAAUUACAGAUUGUGCCUUUAACUACAGUGCAGGUGAAUGAAUCCCUCUCUUAUGUUCACAGUCUCUACCUGGGCAGCAGGGGGUGCUAUAAUCAAUCUUUUGAUGUUUCUGGAUUUGUAUGUUUAUUUUAACUAUUACGUUUUUCAAAUAUUGCUAUCUAUUUUUGUAAAAUGUAAUUUUUUAAAAAAUAUGUAAUUUGUUUACUUUGCAAGAAUUUCUUACAUCUGCAAAUGGCCUUUAUGUUUCAACAUGUUUCAGUACAAACUGUCUGGGAAUGAUAAUUACUUCCACGGUGAUUUUAAAAGCAAGAUGUUUUUAUUUUUUUGACAUCUGUGGGGGAAAAUAACCAGAACACAUUUUUUCUUGUGACUCUGCUGGUGGCCAAAAGAAGAUGACCAAGAUACAGCAUGUGAUGGCUCUACAAGUACAUCAACAUCCUAAAAGUUCAUCAGAGGGAGCAACAUUAGUGAUUAUGAGGGACAUUCUUAAUGUUGGCUUCUAGUGAUACUAUAUCACUGCAAUACUUUGCAUCACACAUGACAGUUAUUCCCUUUCUAUUUAAAACCAGUCUUUUCUUAUUUAAUCCAACUUCUCUGGGUCAAAGGGAAAGUUCACCCAACAUCACUGCGAUAUUGGUAUCAAGCUGUACAGAGUUUUGGUUUGGUUUUUAUGUCACAGAGAUAAACUGGCUUUUUUUUCCCCCACUGUCCUUAGCAGUGUAAAAAUCUAAAAGAAUAGAUUGUCUCACUGAUAUUUAUCCUAUAAAUAAAUCAGUCAGUAUCUAACUGUUCAUGCUUUAUUUUAAGGGUUUGUAAUUUCCUAAUAGUUUUCUAGGAUGUUUUAAUACUAAAUAGUAUUUACUACAGAGUAGAGACAUACAAGAUGAAAGGUAUACUUAGCUGUUGACAAAUUUCACAUUUUUGCAUUAUGUUCAGCUGACCUGUCAUGUGAAUAGAAGAACCCAGGUUACACUAGCAGUUCAUUAAAAUUAAUAUAUUGGAAGUAUACCAGCUUUAUAUUCUGUAUAUAGCCCAAAGUCAGAAAUUACAAAUGUUCUUUUUUUAAUUCCCUGUCUGUACAACAGACAGCUACUAUCCUUAGACCCUUAAUUCAGGAGAAGGGAAAGAAAUAACAUUCACAAAAAAAAAAA
This is a messenger RNA of Xiphias gladius (swordfish), 4440 nucleotides long. It is a transcript of the gene niban2a, whose product is annotated as niban apoptosis regulator 2a. The transcript is spliced from 14 exons. Lineage: Eukaryota; Metazoa; Chordata; Actinopteri; Istiophoriformes; Xiphiidae. The record is from RefSeq and is a predicted model, not a curated record. The coding region runs from base 209 to 2749 and encodes 846 amino acids.